GGGGGCGCGGGUGGGGACACUUCUAUGGGUGGGCCGGGUGGAGAGGACGACGACGCCGCGGAUCAGGAAGAACUGCAGAAGAAGAUGCCAUCGGAGGAAGACGAUAUGAGGGGUGAAGAAGCCAGCGAGGAGGCUGAAGCAGAACAAGAGAAAAAUCGAAACGUAAUGGAACCUGAAAAAGAGGAGGAUGAUGGCCCAAAAGCGAAGGCGCCGGGACCAGCAGUGCACACGGAAGCCGAGGCACAGCAAGCUGCAAAUGAAAUUAUGGCAGAGGCGAUGAAAGAUCCGAAGAAAAUGGCAAAAUUGCAGCAAGGAGGAAACCCAAUGGACAACUUUACAGUGGGAUGCUGUGGCUGCGAACUUAACCUACUGGAGUUUACAGGAAUGGCCUAAGGCACAAAAGUCGUGCAUGAUAGAAAUGAAUCGAUGUACGUAGAAGUCUUUUCCACCUAUGGCAGUCAGUUGUAAUGUUCAACAGUAAUUUAAUUGCGUCUUCAGUGCCAGUGCCUGGAAGACGAUUCAGGAAAACGCAUUGUCGCCAACGCGCAGGUUUCUAUCGAAUAUCACUUCCAACCGAUCAGUGCCCUUUGUACUGGAAACGAAGAAUUAGUUGGAAAGUUGUACAGAAUGAAUACUUUUUACUGUCCAAGAGAUUUAUAGAAUUGAGAUUUUGAUUCGUUCGUUGUACAUCACGUUCGCAGAACUAUGUCAUUUUUUCCAAUGCAUUCGACAUUAAUCUUCUUCUGAAAAAGAUGCAGCGACAGUCGAGCACCGUUGUAAGGUGAACAGAUUCGUGGUCUUUGCUGUAAGAAAGUAUACAAUUUUCGAUGCGAUAUCCGACAUCCGAAGGAUGGAUUCCGAU
Molecule: messenger RNA, 862 nt
Organism: Amoebophrya sp. A25
Lineage: Eukaryota; Dinophyceae; Syndiniales; Amoebophryaceae
Source: the annotation of a GenBank genome assembly